Molecule: messenger RNA, 3337 nt
Organism: Elaeis guineensis (African oil palm)
Lineage: Eukaryota; Viridiplantae; Streptophyta; Magnoliopsida; Arecales; Arecaceae
Biological process (GO): protein phosphorylation
Molecular function (GO): receptor serine/threonine kinase binding; ATP binding; protein kinase activity
Source: RefSeq, a predicted model, not a curated record
ACAAAAUGGUGGCAAAAGCCAUCUCUUCUUCUCUUCUUUUGCUCAUCAUCUUCUCCUCCUCUUCGCUAGCCGCAUCCCAAACGAAAACAGAGGAUGGAGAAAGGCAAAUUCUCCUCCGAAUCAGGAAGGACUGGGGCAACCCCUCGGUUCUCGGCUCUUGGAACGACUCCACCCCCACCGGACACUGCAAAUGGAUCGGAAUUCAAUGCUCCGCUGAUGGCUCUGUGACCACUAUCACACUUUCCAACCAGAACAUCGCCCAACCCAUCCCCGCCGCCAUAUGCAAGCUGAAAAAUCUCUCCAUCCUCGACCUCAGUCACACCGGCAUCCCCGGCACCUUUCCCACAUCCCUCUACAACUGCUCUAACCUCCUCUACCUCGACCUCUCCUCGAACCACCUUGUCGGCGUGAUACCCUCCGAUAUCUACCGUCUCUCUCCCCGUCUCACUGACCUCAUCCUCUCAGACAAUAACUUCACCGGAGAAAUUCCGCCCUCCAUCGGCCGGCUCUCGGCGAUUGAACAUCUCUCUCUCUAUGACAACUUCUUCAAUGCGUCAUUCCCAGCCGAGCUCGGCAACCUCUCAAACCUCCAAACCCUAAGGCUUGGAGGUAAUCCCUUCGCUCCAGCAACGAUCCCUCCAACUUUCCGCAAUUUGACUCAGCUGAGCUUCCUGGGUAUGGGACAGGCUAAUUUGAAGGGCGAGAUCCCUGAAUUCAUCGGAGAGUUGACGGGGAUGCGGUUAUUGUACCUACCGUCGAACUCCCUCAGUGGAAGCAUACCCGCCGGAAUCUGGAAUCUAAAGAAGUUGCGGUACCUUUAUUUAUAUAAAAACAAUCUAACUGGAGCGAUCAUCAUCGACAAACCAAUUGGCGCCUUGGGGCUGGAAGAGAUCGACGUCUCGAUGAAUCAAUUAAAUGGAUCCAUCCCGGAGGAAUUCGGCAAGCUUCAGAGCCUCUCUCUCCUUUACAUGUACAACAACCGGUUUUCCGGCGAGAUCCCGGAGAGCAUCAGAGAGUCGACGGAGAUGACCUUAUUGGAUGUUUCGGUGAACUCCCUCAGUGGAAGCAUACCCGCCGGAAUCUGGAAUCUAACGAAGUUGCGGAUCCUUUAUUUGUUUGCAAACAACCUAACUGGAGCGAUCAACAUCGACAGACCAAUUGGCGCCUUGGGGCUGGAAAAGAUCGACGUCUCGAUGAAUCAAUUAAAUGGAUCCAUCCCGGAGGAAUUCGGCAAGCUUCAGAACCUCUCUCUCCUUUUCAUGUACUACAACCAGUUUUCCGGCGAGAUUCCCGCGAGCAUCGGCCUCCUCCCGGCACUGAUCGAUCUCCGGCUCUUCAACAACAGUCUGACCGGGGUUCUACCACCGGAAUUGGGGAAACAUUCCUCGCUGUCGGAUGUUGAUGUCGGCCAUAACAUGAUCUCCGGCUCGCUACCAGAGUAUCUCUGCGCCGGCGGAUAUCUCAACUCGAUCGUCGUUCCUAACAACAACCUCACCGGCAACAUGCUGGCGUCUCUCAACAACUGCUCCACCCUGGCCUACAUCGAUAUCCAAAACAACAGAUUUUCCGGCAACAUUCCAUCAGCGGCCAAGAGUUUGCGGGUCCUUGAAGCAACCAACAACUUACUAUCCGGUAAAAUUCCAGCUGUCUUGACCGGAAUCUCUGAACUCUCGGAGCUACAUCUCGGAGGGAACCAGAUCUCUGGCCAAAUCCCGCCAGGGAUAUCAGAGCUGAAAUAUCUGUAUUCUCUUAACCUCAGCAGCAACCAUCUUGUGGGCAAGAUUCCUGCAGCAAUUGGGUCCUUACAGCAACUCAUCUCACUCGACCUAUCGAUUAACCAACUGUCCGACUCAAUUCCACCAGAGAUCGGAGGCCUCAAGCUCAAGACGCUCAACCUCUCGUCCAACCGGCUCUCCGGCGAGAUCCCGAUCUCAUUACAGGACGCUGCCUACAAUCGAAGCUUCCUCUCAAACCCCAGCCUCUGCGCUUCCAGUGAGCUCUUAAACGUCCCCAUCUGCAAACAUGGCUUGCAAUGGAAGCUCCGUAUGGUGCUCAUCGUUCUCGCUUCACUUGUCUCCUUGAUGGCCACUGUCUUCGCUGCGUUCGCAAGAAGAGGGCGCCAUGGGAGAAGCAAUGGCAGAGUUCUACCCACGCGGAAGAUGAUGUCUUUCUAUCCGUUGGAUUUUACUGAGUCCACCAUCCUGAGUGGGCUUACGGAGGACAACCUUAUCGGGAGCGGCGGUGGUGGAAAAGUAUAUCGGAUUGUGCUCGAAAACCACGUCGCACAGAUCGUGGCCGUUAAAAAGAUCUGGAACAGUAGGAAGCUUGAUUCCCUACUGGAGAAGGAGUUCCAAUCCGAGGUCCAAAUCCUAGGUUCAAUCCGUCAUGCUGGUAUUGUUAAACUACUUUGCUGCCUCUGGAGCGUCGAUACGAAACUGCUGGUGUACGAGUACAUGGAGAACGGGAGCCUGGAUCGGUGGCUUCACAAGAAGUGGAGGGUGGGGGAGCAAAUCGAAGAGAUGAACUCUGAUCACAUGCCUUUAUUAGAUUGGUCCACCAGGUUGCGGAUUGCUAUCGAUGUGGCACGAGGAUUAUGCUACAUGCACCACGGUUGCUCCCCGCCUAUCGUGCACCGAGAUGUGAAGUCGAGUAACAUACUAUUAGACUUCGAAUUUAGAGCCAAGGUGGCUGAUUUCGGUCUGGCUAGAAUGCUCGUCAAGCUUGGAGAGGACAACACGGUGUCGGCUGUAGCGGGAACAUUCGGUUACAUGGCCCCUGAAUGCGCAUACUCGAGAAAAAUAAAUGAGAAGAUGGAUGUGUAUAGCUUUGGAGUGAUUCUUUUGGAACUAACCACUGGAAAAAAGGCAAAUGAUGGUGGAGAAUAUGGUAAUCUAGCAGAGUGGGCUUGGCACUGCUUACAGGAGGAUGACAAGAUGAUCGAUGCUAUAGAUCAGGAUAUCAAGGACCCGAUAUUUAUAAAGGAGAUUGCAUUUGUCUUUAAAUUAGGAGUCACGUGCACUAGUCCAUCAUCUUCAUCAAGGCCUAGAAUGAAGGAUGUACUCCAAAUCUUAUUAAGACGUCAACGUCAACAAGCUGUUGCAAAUGAUACUACGGUGUGAAUGAAAAGAUGAUACUAGAGCUCCUACCAUUGCAGCUGGCAGUGAAAAUCUCAGUUAGCCCAACUACAGGCUGUCAUAUCCAUGAACAAUUCUUUUAUAUAUGCAGCAACGAGUGAUGGAAGUAUGUUAGGCAACAUCAAUUGGCAACAGUCUAUAGGUAAGCACAGUAUUCUCCAUGUCAAUUAUCUCCCCUAAUAAACAUUGUGUAUUCCCUUGUA